Molecule: messenger RNA, 453 nt
Organism: Drechmeria coniospora
Lineage: Eukaryota; Fungi; Ascomycota; Sordariomycetes; Hypocreales; Ophiocordycipitaceae
Exons: 2
Coding region: 1-453 (150 amino acids)
Source: RefSeq, a predicted model, not a curated record
AUGACCCUGAAGGGACGGACGUCAGGACAUGAGGACGGGACAGACGAGGACGGGACAGACGAGGACGAGUCGUCUCCACCGUCGGGUGACUUCGUGCUCAGCAAGCAUUGUCCUCCGUUCUCGUCGUCGCAAGCGCCAACCGGGCGCCGCGUACCUCCACUCGAUAAGCUUGCAACCCGGCCACCCACGUACAUGUACAAGGUCGAAUACUUGUACGCUGCUCGGGGCAACGAUGCUGUGGACAGUCGCACGAGUCAGAGGCGUCUUGACGACGGCUCGGCGAGUUGGGAAAUUUUUAGCCUCGAGCUGGAAGAAGCGGAUCUCGAGCUCAACUCCGCCCCCAACAGCGGGUCGUCAACGGCAAUGUGCCCGUCGUGGGAAGGCGGCGCCAUUGGGACGAUGCGGGCUAGUCGAGGCGCUCCGCACGACGCACCAAGCAAGUUCGGUCGGUAA